CCCAAAGCGAAUGUGAAAUGGAAUAGAUGACGAGGUGGAAGUGAAAAUUCACGUGUGCUCUCUCUUAGACAAUUCUCAAAACAUAUCUCGAGAGUGUGUGUAGAAGAAAUAAUUCAUAAUGUUCCGUCUUCAGGCUGUGCUUGGUGUUGUGAUCUAUCUCCAUGUAGCGAGUAGCUUCCGCAUUCUAGGACUCUUUCCGCACGCCGGCGAGAGUCACUACCAAAUCUUCCAGCCCAUCAUGAAGGCCCUCGUGGAGGCAGGGCACGAGGUCACUGUGCUGAGCCACUUCCCCGAGCGCUCCAACAACACGGGCCUCCGCGUUCUCUUGAUUGACGAGCAGCAGAAGUCAUCUUUGCUGAAUUUCAUAGAUUUGUCGCUCUUCGAAAAUCGACGACCGUACAAUCACUUUCUCGAGUUCUUUAUGCUCCACGAAUGGGGCGUCGAGAGCUGCCGUAAGGCGUUGGGCUCUGCUGCCCUGCAAAAUCUCCUCACCUCCGGAGAGACAUUCGAUCUGAUCAUUGCUGAGAUCUUCAACACCGACUGCAUGCUGGCCGUGGCGCACAAGCUCAAUGUGCCCGUUAUCGGACUCAGCAGCUGCACUCUCCAGCCCUGGCACCUGGACCGCGUGGGAAUUCCCAAUCUGCCCUCCUACGUUCCCGCGCUCUUCAUGCCCUACAGCGAGGAGAUGAGCUUCAGCCAGCGCCUGGCCAACUGGAUCACACUGCAAUCCUUCAAGCUGGGCUACAGACUCUUCAACGAUCGCGUCGCCAACAAUCUCGUGGAGGAGUACCUCGGCCCAGGGAUUCCAGAUGUCGGAGAGCUGGCUCUGAAGACCAGCCUGGUUAUGGUCAACACUCACUAUUCGCUGAGUGGAACGAAGCCUUUGCCGCCUUCGGUGAUAGAAGUCGGCGGCGGAUAUCUCUUCAGUCAGCACGAGAACACGCUGGACUCCAAACUCGAUCCAGAACUCAAGCAAUUCCUCGACACCGCCGACAAUGGGGUCAUUUACAUCAGUUGGGGAUCGAUGAUCAGAGCUGAAACUCUCCCUGCCGAAAAGCGCGAUGGCAUUCUGCAGGCUCUGGCCAUGCAGCCGCAGAAGGUGCUGUGGAAGUGGGAGAAUGAGACCAUUCCCAACAAGCCGGACAACGUCUACUUCCGCAAAUGGAUGCCCCAACGUGAUAUUCUCUGCCAUCCCAAGGUGCGCGUCUUCAUGACGCACGGCGGACUCUUGGGCAGCUCUGAGGCCGCCUAUUGUGGAGUCCCAGCGAUCGUGACGCCCAUGUACGGUGAUCAAUUCUUCAACGGAGCCUCCCUGGAGCACCGCGGCAUGGGCGUCGUGCUGCCCUAUGAGGACAUCUCCAAAGACACCGUCCACAAAGCCCUGCAAAAAGCCCUCGAUUCUAGCUUCCUGGCCAACGCCAAGAAGGUCUCCUAUGCCUACAAGAAUCGCCCCAAGACACCUCUGGAAACUGCCGUGUGGUGGGCGGAACAUGUGAUAAAGACGGGUGGAUCUCCCCUCACGAAGAGUCACAGUGUCUUCCUUCCCUGGUACAUCUACCACUCACUCGAUGUGAUCGCCACACUCCUCCUGGGCUGCGUCAUCCUCCUCACCGCCUGGAUUUGGUUCAUCAGACGCCUCUUGGGCUCCAAUCGCAAGCAAAAAUCCACCGUUACGCACAAGCAGAAAGUGAAUUGAAGCAAAUUGAGGCC
Molecule: messenger RNA, 1710 nt
Organism: Phlebotomus argentipes
Lineage: Eukaryota; Metazoa; Arthropoda; Insecta; Diptera; Psychodidae
Product: UDP-glycosyltransferase UGT5-like
Exons: 4
Coding region: 119-1696 (525 amino acids)
Molecular function (GO): UDP-glycosyltransferase activity
Source: RefSeq, a predicted model, not a curated record